GGAGCUGCCGUAGACUUCAUUCCUUAUUCGUGCACGGCAACGAGCGCACGCGCUAAAAUCAUGCCUAAGCGUACUAUCGACGAACGAAUUAGUGCAUAUCACAAAAAAAUAGAAGAAUUACAACGAAAGAAAAAUAAAGAACCACCUUAUAAACGGAUUCGAGUAAUUCAGUCCUCGUCUGACGAGGACAAUGACCAAGAUACAAAUAUUGUUGUCCAUCGUCCUUUAACGGACCAAAUUAAUCGAGAAGGCAGCGUGACUGAACCUUUUCAAGUCGAGGGGCACCAGUGCACUCAACCAUUACCAAUGAAUGACCUCGAGGUGAAUCCUCGCCAAAACACUGAGCCAGAACAUGAGAUAGCCGAGCCGGAGGUGGAGCAAAGUGCUCCUAUGCCCGAUGAAACCGCGCAAGCAUCCGCGGAAAUGGUAGAACCGGAACUACUUAUGGCCUUGGGCGAGUCCACAGAUGAUAUACCUGAAUUUGGUAAACCGAUACACGACAGUUUAGCCAGUCUGUGGUUACCUCUACUAAAAAAGGGUCUGCUCAAAGAAAACAAAGAAAAACUUUUAAAAAGUUAUUUAAUACCCGAAAACUGCAAGCUUCUGCAGUCACCAAAACUUAACGCAGAGAUCUCAGCUGCAGUAUCUGAAAUAGUCAGAGGGCGCGAUAAAAAACUGUUUGGUUUUCAACAACAGCUCGGUGCAGGCAUUACUGCACUCAAUAAGGGUAUGGAGAUCCUACUAAAUAGCGAUAAUAAAGCCCAGGCUCUGACUCAUUUCAGUGACAGCUGUCGAAUCUUGACAGACCUUCACUGCGCGUCGACCAAAGAUAGAAUAAAAUUGAUAACUCCUAGUCUGGAAAAGAACAUCCUACAUGUAAUCCAAGAUUCCGAAAGAGACGAUACUCUCUUUGGUAACGCUUUGUCUGAAAAAAUUAAGGCAGGCAAAGCCAUUCAAAGACAAGGACAUCAGAUAAAAAAGACUGUGCCAUACCAACCCUCUACUUCCGGAUUUCGCCAGUCGACGGCAAGCCGCUAUACCCCGCCGGGAAACUGGAGGGGUCCACCUCGCUACUUCUACCCCAACAGCAGAGGUGGACGGGGCAGCCAGACGAGGAUGACAACUCCCAGGAGGUCGUACAAUUACACAUACAGCACAACUCCACCGGCAGCGAAACCUGCCCCUCAGACCAGGCCUCGUGCUCCAACUCAACAGUAAACCAGGUACAUUCUGGUAGAAUAAGUUCAUUUUACGAUUGCUGGCUAAAUAUAACUCAAAAUAAUGAAGUUUUAACUUGGAUUCGAGAGGGAUAUAAAAUUCCUUUCUCUAAAAGCGUUGAACAGCCUCCAGUAAGCCAUCCCACUUACUCUUCUGACGAAAGUCGUGACAUGUCACAUGCAAUUAAUAAAUUACUAGAGUUAGGUGCCAUUUCACAAUGUAAUGCAUCAAGUAACCAGUUCGUUUCCAAAAUAUUCUUGACGCCAAAACCUAAUGGCGAGAAACGAUUUAUUUUGAAUCUCAAAUCGCUCAAUAAAUUCAUUCCUAAAAUUCACUUUAAGAUGGAAGACCAUCGAACGGCAUCCAAGUUAAUAGCCCAGAAUAGUUACUUAGCCAACAUCGACUUAAAAGAAGCCUAUCUUUUAAUACCUAUUCA
Messenger RNA from Cydia fagiglandana, 1654 nucleotides. RefSeq lists its product as uncharacterized. The record is from RefSeq and is a predicted model, not a curated record. The coding region runs from base 61 to 1218 and encodes 385 amino acids. NCBI's taxonomy places the organism in Eukaryota, Metazoa, Arthropoda, Insecta, Lepidoptera, Tortricidae. The transcript has 2 exons.